AUGACAUCGACGCGCACCAAGCAGGCUGCCCGCAGACGCAAGCGCGAGGAUGAUGCGGAGGAAUACAAUUCGGACGGCGGGUUUGUGGUAGAUGAAGACACAGAGGAUGCGCCCAAAGCGAAGAAGUCCAAGACAUCAACCAAGUCGGCUGCAGCACCUAAGUCGGCCGCAGAGUUCGGCAUGCAGAAGGACGACAACGGCGACGAAUUCUGGGAGAUCUCCGGCAAGCGUCGCGUCACUAUCUCCACCUUCAAGGGCAAGAGCAUGGUCAACAUACGAGAGUACUACGAAGCGAACGGCAAGAUGUUGCCGGGCAAGAAGGGUAUCACCAUGUCAAUCGAGCAGUACAAUGCGGUUGUCGAGCUCCUUCCAGAAAUUGAGACUGUCCUUACGGGGAGAGGCGAGAAGGUGCUCAGGCCGAAGUACGGCGGCAAUGCUGGAAUCGCGCAAAAGGACGAGGUGGACGAGGUUUCCCAAGCUGGGGAUCAGCUUGAUAGCAAGAAGAACUUCGAGGCCACCAGCGAUGAGGAUAACGAGGACUGA
Coniosporium apollinis CBS 100218 is the source of this 543-nucleotide messenger RNA. RefSeq lists its product as uncharacterized. The transcript has 3 exons. NCBI's taxonomy places the organism in Eukaryota, Fungi, Ascomycota, Dothideomycetes. The coding region runs from base 1 to 543 and encodes 180 amino acids. Gene Ontology annotation, biological process: positive regulation of transcription initiation by RNA polymerase II. Gene Ontology annotation, molecular function: DNA binding; transcription coactivator activity. The record is from RefSeq and is a predicted model, not a curated record.